CUUUCAUUCGUUGUCCUGGUGUCUUUUCUCAGCAUAAGCAAUAAUGUCCAUGAAAAAUGCCAAGCCCAACUUCAGUCAAUCUCAAGUGGUUGAGAUGGUGAAAAGGCUCUUUGGGCUGACACCAUCAGAAAUCUGCCCUCUGCCCAGCUAUGAUGACCAGAACUUCUAUUUGGCACCCAUCGAGGGUGGCGAGUACGUCCUUAAGAUAUUGAACUCAGAAGCCAGUAAGACCCCCUCCCUGACUGAGGUGCAGAUGUACGCUAUGUCCUUCCUUCAAAGGAAUGGACUUUCUGCCCAAACAGCCCGGCCCACUGCCUCAGGCCAGCUCAUGAGCCUGGAAGAAACAGAUUGUGGCUAUGGCUUUCAGAAGUACCUGGUGCGGCUGCUGACUUAUUUGCCUGGAAACACCAUUUCCAAGGUCCCUUUAACACCAAAGUUACUGUAUGAAACUGGCAAGACAGCAGCCAGGAUGGACAAAAUCCUGCAAGAGAUGGAGCACCCUCAUCUUGGCAUGCUGCAGAGAGAGACGUUCAUAUGGAGUCUGUCAAAUAUCCCCCUCCUGGAAGCAUACAUCCAUGUAUUAGAUGGAGAUCCUCUUCAGAAGGUUGUGAAGUCUGUCAUUCACAAGUACAAGACCUCUGUGGUCCCUAAACGCUCCAAUUUCCGAGAGUGCAUUAACCAUGGUGACUUCAGUGACCUCAAUGUGCUUGUGCAGCCUGAGGGUGACGGCCACAAGAUUUCUGGCAUCCUCGACUUUGGGAACAUGAGCAGUGGCUACUACAUCUAUGAGCUAGCCAUCACUAUUAUGUACAUGAUGACGGAGCACCCCAAACCGAUUGAGGUGGGUGGACCUGUCCUCGCAGGCUGGGAAAGUGUCCUUCCCCUCAACGAGGCAGAGAAAGAUUGUCUCUAUGUCCUGGUGCUGUCCCGCUUCUGCCAAUCUUUGGUUUUUGCUCGCUACAAUGUGAUCUUGCAUCCAGAAAAUAAAGAGUAUCUGAUGACUACAUCCAGGAAGGGCGUCCACACUCUCCGUCAGCUCUGGGAGCUCGGAAAGAAGCAGGUGGAG
Plectropomus leopardus (leopard coralgrouper) is the source of this 1066-nucleotide messenger RNA. The record is from RefSeq and is a predicted model, not a curated record. Lineage: Eukaryota; Metazoa; Chordata; Actinopteri; Perciformes; Serranidae.